Molecule: messenger RNA, 3052 nt
Organism: Uloborus diversus
Lineage: Eukaryota; Metazoa; Arthropoda; Arachnida; Araneae; Uloboridae
Product: ecotropic viral integration site 5 ortholog-like
Exons: 17
Coding region: 562-2901 (779 amino acids)
Source: RefSeq, a predicted model, not a curated record
UCAUAUUUAACGUAAAUAUAUGAGAAAAGGCAAUUGUUAUACUUCUUUUGUUAAGCAGUUUUCCUUUUCUUCUUGUCACUUCGACACUACAAGAAUUCUAAGAAUUACUAAUGCGAACUGAAGUGAAAUCGUGCUUUACUGCAACUACAACAAAAUCAUUUGAUCCAUAAUUUGAACCGGUGUUUUGGUUGAGUGAAACCGAGGAUGUGUCGUUUUUAUAAAAUAUCCUACAUAGACUAUAACUCUUUACAAAUAUUUCAACAAUAACAAUAUUUUAGAAAAAGAAAAGUAUCAUAAUUUUAAUUGCAAACUCUAGUCAAGCUUCAAAUGUGUUUAAACAAUUGGUGUGACUCAAAUACAAAUUGAACGUGUAGUUUUGUAAAUUUCAUUGGGUGAAUUUUAAGUGAAAGAAACGAAAGAAAAAUAUUUUCUGAAAUUAGUGAAACUCCUGAUUUGUCGGAGCCCGAACUGUCCAUCAAUGAAGAUGUCGAGGACACCUGGUCGCAGUCCGCCCAUGUUCCAAAGGGGGCGAUCGACGACUUGAGAGCUGCAUACGUCACCAUGACGUCAGAGGCCGCCCCCGCACCUCCCGGUUUGGGCGGCUGCGGCGGUGGCAGCACCUCCACCCUGUCCUCCACUUCGUCCUCCUCGGAGGACCCUCAGCCAAACCAAGGUGGAGCCCAGGAAUCCGGAACCAAGAGGCCUCUCCUUCUGUUGUCUCCCACGGGAGUACCGUGCUCCAAAGAGGAUUUGGAGCUCUUGGCUAGACUGGAGUUCCAGAACAAGCUUCUGGAAUCAGAUGCGAAAUCCCUGAACUCCCUGGCGUCGGGGCAUUCGAGGAAGUCGUCCAGUACCAGUCUAGUCUCGGUAGCCUCUGGAGACAGCAAGCAAAGUGCCAACGCGGAGGAAGACGGAGAAGAUGUUUGGCAAAUCUGGGGGUCCAUCGUCAACGAGUGGGAUACUUACUUCAAAAAGAAGAAUGGCUUCGUCAAAGAUCUAGUCCGGCGGGGGAUCCCGAACCACAUUCGGAACAUUGUGUGGCAGCUGCUGUGCAAUGCGCAGGCUUGUCCUGCUCGGGAGCUGUACACUGGCUACCUGAAGAGUUCAUCACCAUGCGAGAAGGUGAUCCUAAGGGACAUCGCUCGUACCUACCCGGAGCAUGAGUUCUUUCGGGAGAAGGAUGGUCCAGGACAGGAAAGUCUAUUCAACGUCAUGAAAGCCUACUCUCUGCAUGACCGGGAAGUAGGCUACUGCCAAGGGAGCGCCUUCAUUGUUGGUCUGCUGCUUCUGCUGAUGCCUGAAGAAGAUGCUUUUGUUGUCAUGGUGAGAUUAAUGGAGGAUUAUAGGUUAAGAGAGAUGUAUAAACCAAGUAUGGCAGAGCUUGGACUGUGCAUGUAUCAGUUGGAGUGCAUUGUUCAGGAACAAAUUCAAGAACUCCAUAUGCAUUUUCAAGCUCAGAGCUUCCAUACAUCCAUGUAUGCAUCAUCCUGGUUUUUGACUUUAUUCACUUCAUCUUUGCCCCUCCAUUUAGCCUGCCGAGUUAUGGAUCUCUUCCUAUCAGAGGGAAUGGAAAUGAUUUUUCGAAUCGGCAUUGCCAUUUUACAAUACUGUAAAGAAGAUUUAUUGCAGCAUGACAUGGAAGGAAUGUUAAGGUACUUCCAGAAAGAAAUGCCAGCAAAAUGUGAAGCAGAUCCUGAUUAUUUAAUAAAUUUAGCAAUGCAAGUUAAAUAUAGUAGUAAAAAAAUGAAAAAAUUAGAAAAAGAUUACACUUGUUAUAAGGCAAAAGAACAAGAAGAAAUGAUUGAACUAAGGAGAUUACGAACAGAAAAUAAACUUUUAAGGCAGAGGAUAGAAAAUUUAGAAUUGGAAAGUGCCUCGCUGGCCGACCGCCUAGUCCAAGGUCAGGUUACGAGAGCCCAAGAAGCAGAAGACAGCUACGCAUUAAAGCGAGAAUUAGCAUCCUUAAGGCAAAAGGAACUGCUUAUUGAACAGGAACUAGAACGAGCUUAUAGGAAAAUAAAAGAAUUAACAGAAGUCAAUUCACAGCAUUCCUCUCUUGAUAAUCAAACAGAAGAUUUAAUACAAUCAAUGCAACAAGAGUUGAUCUCAGUCAAAUUAAGAGAAGCAGAAAAGGAGGAUGCAAUGCAAGAUCUUUUGCAUAAAAUUCAUGAAUUGGAAUCUGUGAACAAAUGCUUAAAAGAGGCAUAUCCUGAAAAUACGAUUAUCCAUAUCCAAGAGGAACUUAUUGCUGUUAAGCUCAGAGAAGCUGAAGCUCAACAGUAUAUCAAAGAACUCUUACAGAAAAUCAACGACUUGCAGUCUCAAUUAGUUAAAUGUGUGGGAAACUCUUCAGCUAACCAUGGAAAUGGUGACAUGAAGAGCUCCGAGAACUGUUUACGAAAAGGAAAUGUUACAGAACUUCAACAGAGAAUUGUAUAUUUAGAGAAGAAGCUAAAUGAAAGUGAACUGAAAAAUAUGAAAAUGGAAAUGGAACAUAAAACUGUGGUUUCUGACUUUAAGAAAAAAGUUUCGCUCUUGGAAACACAGGUAAAGGAACUAGCUGACAGCAAUCAAUCAAAAAUAUCUGCUGAAAGUGAAGAUGUAAAAAUUUUAUGCAAAAGAGUUACUGAACUUCAAGAGAAACUGGCAGAACAGCGAGAAAUCAACAAGAAACUGACCUCUGCCCUUGAAAAUGGAGAUUCUGAUGCAAACCACAACAAUAAUGAUAAAAACUUCAGUCACAUAAGCCACUUCCUCUCGACCCUCAAACAGAGCCAGCAUAACCUAACUUGCGAAGAAGGAGGAAAUUUUGAACAGAUCUACAAACUUCGUCUUUCCCCGCAAGAUAUUCACCAAUCAGGGAAUUUAGAAAUGCUCAAGCACAAGGUCAAUGCAUCCUGAAUGUCUUCCCAGUCUGAUUUCUCAACAAUCUAUGGAGCAUGUAGCAACUGAAAUUCCUUGACAUAUCAGUUGUUCGAAAGUUUUUUUAAAUUACUUUUAGUGAAAGCAUUGCUUAAAAUUCUGUGGAUCUGUGUCACAUAGAUUGAAGAUG